AUGCUGUCCCGCGCCGCCGCCCGCACCACCACCCAGCUGGUCUCCAAGCGUGGAUUCCACGCAACCCGAGCCCGCCUCUCCUCGCCCUACCACUACCCCGAGGGCCCCUACUCCAACCUGCCCUUCAACCCUCGCAGCAAGUGGUUCGGCGCCGGCUACUGGACCUUCAUGGCCGCUGGCUUCUUCGCCCCCUUCGGCAUUGCUGUCUGGCAAACCUACAAGCCCCAAUAA
Molecule: messenger RNA, 231 nt
Organism: Clonostachys byssicola
Lineage: Eukaryota; Fungi; Ascomycota; Sordariomycetes; Hypocreales; Bionectriaceae
Source: the annotation of a GenBank genome assembly